GGGUGGGGUGAUCGGACGGAUCGGAUCUGGCAAUAAGGCCGUCUGGGACAAAACAAAACAAGCAAAUUUCGAAUCGAUUUUAAUUUCGUUAUACUUAUCUAACUACUGGGGAUAAUUAAAAAUAAUAUUUGAUUCGCGUUUCAGUGAUGAGUUUUAAUUGUAUGUGUACAUUUAAUUAUUUCUAUGAAUUGUGAUUGUGAUACGUUUUAGUGAUGCAUUGGAAGGCUAAGCUUUAUCGUUUUUCCAUUAUGGCCGCCGGGUUGUAUUUUCCAAUUUCUGUUUAUUGUAAUUUUUUUACAAACGUUGGUGAUGGUGUUAACGUAUCCGUUAUUACUCGGAGAAUAAAAUCGGGUAACAUCAGUGACAAAUCAUUAUACAGUUUAUUUCUGUGACAAUAAAAUGUACCGAAAAUGUAUGUAGGUAUACUUCCUGAAUGAAAAUAAGUAAAUAAGUACCUAUCUAUAAUUUUGUUGUAUGUACUGAACAGUGUAGUGAAUAUUAUAGUGUGUAAGUUAAACUACCUACCUUACUCGCGAUGUCACACGAUGAGCGGUCGUGAUGAGUCUGCUGUACUCCUCGGUGUCAGUUCUACUCAUCAAAGUAUGGGGGUCGAACGCGUGGUGUCAGGCGGAGGCGCGACGGCGGCGACGGUUGCGCUCAAUGGCGCGCCGCCCGACCGUCGAGAAGAACCGCCACGUAAGAAGAUCAAGAUGUCGCCCGAAGAUGUACAUGCGCUGCGCUCGCGCAUCCUUGACUGUGAGGCUCUGCGGCAGAAGAGUCUCCGCGAGAGGAUCACGGAGCAGCUGAGCGAGUUGUACUUUCUGCAGGCAGGGGGAAACAUGAUGGACUAUGCCGCGUGGCGAAAGCGGCCGCCCGCGCCUCAGCUGCUAGCCUUCCUGGAGGCACGGCGACCGGCGCCGGUGACAACGCCCACUCCGCCCCCGCCGCCCGCACCAGCCGUCGCCGCAGACGAGGUGCUGGAGAAGGCGAAGCAGGAGGCAGUGGUGGCGCGGCGCGUGGCGGAGCUGGCGCGUGCGGGUCUGUGGGCAGAGCGGCGGCUGCCGCGUGUGUUGGAGCCGCCACGCGCGAAGACUCACUGGGACUACCUGCUCGAAGAGAUGGCUUGGCUCGCGCAGGACUUCGCGUACGAGCGCAAGUGGAAGAAGCAGGCGGCCAAGAAGUGUGCAAGAGCUAUUCAAAAAUAUUUCCAAGACAAGGCUACGGCGGCACAGAAAGCUGAAAAAGCGCAAGAGCUACAGUUACGUAAAAUAGCAGCGUUCGCGGCAAAAGAGAUUAGGACAUUUUGGUCUAAUGUGGAAAAGCUAGUGGAAUGGAAGCGUGUGAAGCGCGUGGAGCGGGCGCGCAAGGAGGCGCUGGACGAGCAGCUGAGCUACAUCGUGGACCGCACGGAGCGCUACUCGCGGCAGCUGGCGGCCAACCUUCACGCGCCCGCGCGCGCCGGCUCCGACGACGAGUUCCAGCCGCGGGGCGAGUCUAGCGACGACGAGGAGACCAUCGCCGCCGCCGAGCGCGACGCGCCCGACCACCGCGACGAGAUCGACGCGCUGCGCCGCGAGUCGCGACUCGCGCUCGCCGACCUGCUGCCGCCCGGCUACCUCGCGCAGCCCUACCACUCGCCGCCGCCCUCCGACUACGCGGCCGACGACGACUCCGCCGACGACGAGUCCACCAUCGCCGAGCAGGAGCGCGCCGAGAGCCCGCGCGACGCCGACGACGAGCUGGCCGCGCUCAAGCGCGACGCCGACCUCUCCGUGGAUGAGCUCGUGCGCCAGUACGGGGGCGCAGCGGCUGCGCCCGUCGACUCGGACGACGACUCGGAUGACGCAGCGUCAUCCACCUCUGCGUCGUCGUCGAGUGCAUCGGAAGCGCUAGAGGCGCUGAUGGAGCAGCCGAGCGGCGCCGCGACCGACGGCGGGGCGGAGGGCGGCGAGGAACGCGUGCAGGCGUGGGCUCAGCUGGCCGCGUCGCUGCAGCCGACUGGCACCACUCUGUCUGAGACGGCGGUGGGCACGCCGGUUCCGCGGCUGCUGAAGCAUCCGCUGCGCGAGUACCAGCACGUGGGUCUUCAUUGGCUGGCCACCAUGCACGCGCGUGCGCUCAACGGUAUCUUGGCGGACGAGAUGGGGCUCGGCAAGACUAUCCAGACAAUUGCUUUACUGGCCCACCUCGCCGAACGCGGCUGCUGGGGGCCACAUCUCGUGGUCGCACCUACAUCCGUCGUGCUCAACUGGGAGAUGGAGUUUAAGAAGUGGUGUCCGGCCUUCAAGAUCCUAACGUAUUACGGCACUAUAAAGGAAAGGAAGCUGAAGCGUGUCGGUUGGACAAAAGCGAACUCUUUUCACGUGUGCAUAACAUCAUACAAACUCGUAGUGCAGGACCAUCAAAGUUUCCGACGAAAAAGGUGGAAAUAUCUCAUACUGGACGAGGCGCAGAACAUUAAAAACUUUAAAUCUCAACGGUGGCAGAUGCUGCUGAACUUCCAGACGGAGCGGCGGUUGUUGCUGACGGGCACACCGCUGCAGAACAGCCUACUGGAGCUAUGGUCGUUGAUGCACUUCCUGAUGCCAGACGUGUUCGCAUCGCAUUCGGAAUUCCGCGAGUGGUUCGGCGAACUCGGCGCCGAGCACGACCGCAACGACGCGCUCGUGCGACGACUGCACGAGGUGCUGCGGCCCUUCCUGCUGCGGCGGCUCAAGGCGGACGUGGAGCGCCAGAUGCCGCGCAAGUACGAGCACGUGCUGCUGUGUCGCCUCGCCAAGCGGCAGCGCUGUCUUUAUGACGACUUCAUGGCGCGCGCGCGAACCAAGGAGAGCCUCGCAUCCGGCAACCUGCUCAGCGUCAUCAACGUGCUCAUGCAGCUGCGCAAGGUGUGCAACCAUCCGGACUUGUUCGAGCCGCGGCCCGUGUGUUCGCCGCUGGCGCUGGCGGCGCUGCGCGUGGCCGCGCCCGCGGUCGUACUUGCGGCGGACGUAGCGCGGCGCGCGGCUCUAGCAGCGCGUCUGGGCGGCGACCUGGCCACGCUGGAGGCGAACGGCGCAGAUGCGCUGGCGGCGCACCGCGCGCGCCAUCUGGCGCCGCCGCGCCGGCUGCUGGAGGAGCUGGGCGCGGCGCGCGCGCGGCCGCGGCCGCCGCCCGCCGCGCUGCGCCUGCACCUGCGGCUGGUGGCGCGCGCCAACCCCGCCGCCAACGCCGCGCCCGCACCGCCGCCGCGCCCCCUCUCCGCACACCCGGCCCCGCACCUGCCGCCGCCACCGUCUACACCCGCACCCGCAGGCCCGGCGCUGGCGCGGCUAGAGCUGCGCCGGCGUGUGUCGCUGCGGCGGCUGGCGGCGGUCAACGAGCGGCGCUGCUGGCGCCUGCCGCUAUACGGCGCCGAUCUGCGCGCCGCGUUGGCCGUGCCCGCUCCGCCUGCGCCCUGGGCUCCGCUCGCGCCCCUCUGCGAGGGCACACUGAACGAAACCGUGCGUGCCCUCAUAGACAGGUUCAGUGUGUGUUGUGCGGUGGCGCGGGCGCCGGCGCCGGUGCUGGUGGCGGGCGCGGGCGCGGGCCCGCGCGCGUGGCGGCGGGCGGCGGCGCGGCUGGAGGCGGGCGCGGCGCCGCGCGCGCGGGCGCUGCUGGCGCUGCUGCACGCGCCCGCGUCGCGGCAGGCGGUUGCGUUCCCGCACCCCUCGCUGCUGCAGUACGACUGCGGCAAGCUGCAGACGCUUGACUCGCUGCUGCGUACGCUCAAGGCGGGCAAGCACCGCGUGCUGAUCUUCACGCAGAUGACGCGCGUGCUGGACGUGCUGGAGGCGUUCCUGUCGCUGCACGGGCACGCGUACCUGCGGCUGGACGGCGCCACGCGCGUGGAGCAGCGGCAGGCGCUGGUGGAGCGCUUCAACGCCGACCCGCGCGUGUUCGCCUUCAUCCUGUCCACGCGCUCGGGCGGCGUGGGGCUCAACCUCACGGGCGCCGACUGCGUCGUGUUCUACGACUCGGACUGGAACCCCACUAUGGACGCGCAGGCGCAGGACCGCUGUCACCGCAUCGGGCAGACGCGCGACGUGCACGUGUACCGGCUGGUGACGGCCGCCACCGUGGAGGAGAACAUCCUGCGCAAGGCCGAGCAGAAGCGCGCGCUCGGCCACCUCGCCAUCGAGCACGGCAACUUCACCACCUCCUAUCUGCGCGCGAGCAACAUCAAGGAGCUGUUCGGCGCGGAGAGCCCGGCGAGCGCGGAGGCCGGUGCGCCGAGCUCGGGCUCGGGCGAGGGCGAGCUGGAGAGCGCGCUGGCGGCCGCCGAGGACGAGGCGGACGCGGCGGCGGCGCGGGCGGCGCGCGCUGAGCAGCAGACGGAGCUGGCGGAGUUCGACGAGACGCUGCCGCUGCCCGACGACGAGCCCGACCGCGCCGACCCCGAGGCCGACCGCCUCAUGAACCAGCUGACUCCGAUUGAAAAAUAUGCGAUGCGCAUGGUGGAGAGUAGUGAGGCGGCGACGGAAGCGGAGCGUGCGGCGCUCGGGGAGAUGCGGCGGCAGCUCAGAGAGUGGGAGGACGCGCGGCGGCUGCUGCGGGAGGAGAGUCCGCCCGCCCCCGCCCCAGCGCCCGCGCCCGCCCUCACCUACCCGCGCCCGCCCGCCGCCAGCCAGGUAUGGAUCACCAUGAACGGCGGUCCCGAGACGAUGCCGAUGUGGAGUCCGCCCACCCCGCCCUCCGGCGACGGCGACGUGUACUGCGACAGCUGGGCGCGCGCGCUGUACCGGCGGGGCGCCGCCCCCGACUGCCUGCUGCCGGCCGCCCGCCCCCGCGACCCCCGCGACCCCCGCGCCGCGCGCGAGCCCCGCCGCGCCCGCCCCGCGCCACGCGCGCCGCUCGCGCCGCCCUCGCUGUUCGAGCGCGGCGGAGCGCGACCUCGUGCGCGCGCGCGUCUGCCCGCCGCGCCGCACGCGCACCACGCGGCGCCCGCCGCGCCCGACUGGGGCGGCUGCGAGGACGCCGCGUUGCGCCGCGCGCUACGGCUGCAGCGGCUGCCGCCCGAACCGCCCGCCGCGCUCGCGCCCAACUGGGACUGGGUGAGCGACGCACUGGGCGAUGCGGCGCGCGCUUACCGCUCGGCGCGCGCGUGCCGGGACCGGCACGACGCGCUGGCCGACCCGGAGCGCGCGCGCCGCAAGCACCGCCGCGCCGCCGCCGCGCGCCGCCGCCAGGACGACGACGCGCUGCGCCCGCCGCUGGCCCGCUUCGAGGCGAUGCGCGAGGCGGCCGAGCGCCGCCGCGCCGCCCCUAAGCGACGCCUCGACGACCCACAACAUCCAAACCCCAAGCACGCGGCGCUUCUCGCUGACCACGGCGUGGACUACGACACGCCGCCCUCGCCCAUGGAGGUGGCGUCGCGCCGCGCCGAGCGCAUCGCCAAGGAGAAGCUGAAGGCGGGCGCGCCGGCCGGCCCCAGCGCGCCGCCGGCCGCCGCGGCGCCGCAGCGCAUCGUGGUGGCUACUCACGCCACGCACGCGGCCGCGCAAGCCGCCAAGAGCGAGGCGGUGCGGCGAGCCAAGGUGGCAGUGUCGGCGGCGCCCGCGGCCAGCGUGGCGGUGAGCGUGGCGGCCAGCGUCGCGACACCGCAGCUGCUAUACCGCCAGCAACAGGCGUUGGCCGCGAGACAUCAGCUCAAGAUUUUACACGCUGGACCACAACAUGGACAGGUAAGCAGUGCAAGCGGUGGCGAGGCAAGUGGAGCGGCAUUGCGGGCCCUGCAGCUCCGUCGUGCGGGCCCGGUGCCGACGGCGGUCGCGGCGCCCCGGACGGCGGGCCCGGGCGCGGCGCCCCGUCCCGCGGUCCCUGCGCCCCGUUUGCUGGCGCGCCAUUCGCACGUGCUGGUGACGCAGCUGGCACCCGCCCCGGCACCCGCGCCCCGCCCGCCUGAUUCUAGACAAUAAACAUCAUUUGACGCAACCGAACGACUCAUUUGUUUCAUUUAUACUUUCCUUCCAAAACACGAUUUCUCAA
Messenger RNA from Plodia interpunctella (Indianmeal moth), 6006 nucleotides. RefSeq names its product domino (gene dom). Gene Ontology annotation, biological process: chromatin remodeling. Bases 546 to 5936 code for a protein of 1796 amino acids. Gene Ontology annotation, cellular component: Swr1 complex. The record is from RefSeq and is a predicted model, not a curated record. The transcript has 12 exons. NCBI's taxonomy places the organism in Eukaryota, Metazoa, Arthropoda, Insecta, Lepidoptera, Pyralidae. Gene Ontology annotation, molecular function: ATP-dependent chromatin remodeler activity; ATP binding; histone binding.